GACUACGGCAGUUCCGCCUUUAACGUUUCGAAAUUUACUUGAUGCUUUUCACUAUACUCUACUAGUAGUCACACCGUGUCUCUCUCCGAAAAUGCUUACCUCUGCUUUACGCCUCGGCGUAGCUGACGCAAGUUGCGAGUUCAGAUUUUUGUAUUGAACGCAAGAAAAAGAAGUAGCUAAGAUCCCAAAGAUUACGCUUAGGCCACACAAAGAAACAAGCAAGUUAGACGAUCGGAACCCGAACACAAAAACUAAAAAUCCACUACUACGACGGUCGAGCUGAUGAAGAUUUGUUUCGCGCCAAAAAACGAAAUGCGUAGCUUUGUCUUGCUACAGGUGACAGGAGGAAUAAGCAGCAGUCAUUAAAAGACUAAAAAGAUUGCAUCUCUAGCGAAUGACAAUGGCUCGUAUGCAUGUUGUCCGUCGUAUAAGUAUCGUUAUGUGCAAGUCCUGUCUUCGUUUGCUUUAGUGAAUACAAAGUGUCUCCGGAAAAUAGUAAGUGAAGCAGUUGUGGCCGGAGUUGCGCUGCCACGCAAUUCCAAUUGAAAAACAGAAAUACAUGCGUUUUCUUCUCGCUUGAAAAACAGAGACUGGGGAAAUAUGAUGGUGCAAAACUGAGAGAAAACGAACUCAGAUCCAUGCGCACAACCCUCAGCAAUUUGAUUUCGCAGUACACAAGAAGGGCGUAGCUAGAAAGACAAGAAUGAAACUUUGGUAUAAAUGAUUUGGACACGUACCCUGCAGGUGUAGAAGUGCUAUUUUGAGUAUAGUGCGCGUGUGUAUCAUCGGCAGAGAAUGGGAGGGAAUUGCAACGCCGGAAUUGAAUGAGAUGACUGCAGAACUUUUGAUGUUUAGCUUUUCUGGCCUGGAGAGAGAGAGAGAGAGAGAGCGACAAAUGCGUAAGUUAAUAAUGCGGCACCCCAGUUGUACCUAUUGCAUGUCCCUGUGAAGUGGACGGAGAUGAUGUUUGCAUGUUUGAGAAGAAAAACUGCGUGGUCAUUCAAAAUGUUGAUUUUUACCUCAACCAAAAACCGUAGGGGAACAAGUGUUGUUUACAACAAAAAACUCAAUCACAAUGGCCAAGACGAUGAAGAUGAUGGCGGCCCCGGCCCCGGUCAUGAAGAAGAUGUCCAUGAAGAAGAUGAUGGCCAUGAAGAAGAAGUAAAUUUCUUCUAUGCCUCUCUUUAGAUGACAAUCUUUUGAGAGUGUUCCCCUAG
Messenger RNA from Amoebophrya sp. A120, 1217 nucleotides. The record is from the annotation of a GenBank genome assembly. NCBI's taxonomy places the organism in Eukaryota, Dinophyceae, Syndiniales, Amoebophryaceae.